Molecule: messenger RNA, 1542 nt
Organism: Acanthisitta chloris (rifleman)
Lineage: Eukaryota; Metazoa; Chordata; Aves; Passeriformes; Acanthisittidae
Product: receptor-type tyrosine-protein phosphatase T-like
Exons: 14
Coding region: 1-1542 (513 amino acids)
Biological process (GO): protein dephosphorylation
Molecular function (GO): protein tyrosine phosphatase activity
Source: RefSeq, a predicted model, not a curated record
AUGGGGAACGGUUACAUCAAUGCUAGCUACGUGGAUAGCUACCGGAGUCCACGGUUCUUCAUUGCAGCUCAAGGCCCCUUGGCUGAGACGGUGGUGGAUUUCUGGCAGAUGAUCUGGCAGGAGAAGACCUCAGUCAUUGUGAUGCUGACAGGCUUAGUGGAACAGAACAAGAUCAAGUGCGAGCAGUAUUGGCCAGAGCAGGAGCAGGUCUACGGGGACUUUACUGUGACACUCAACAACAGCAGGACUACCACAGGCCUUGUCACACGCAUCUUCUGCCUGCAGAAGGCAGGCUGUGCUCUCCCAAGAGUGGUGGAGCAGUUUCACUACCUGCGGUGGCCAGACCAUGGAGUCCCCAGAAAUCCUUCCCAGCUCUUGUGCUUAGUGGAGGUGGUGAACAAAAGGGUGUUGGAAGCACCUGCUGGACCCAUGCUGGUGCACUGCAGUGCAGGGAUUGGCCGCACAGGUACCUUCAUUGCCCUGGAUUACCUCUUGAAGAUGGGGAAGGCUGAGGGGAAGGUGGAUGUGUUUCACUGUGUGCAGCAGCUGCGGGAGCAGCGGGUCGGCAUGGUGCAGACCAAGGAGCAGUACACCUUUCUGUACGAGGCGCUGCUCGAAGGCUUGCUCUGUGGCAACACCGGGGUCCCAGUGGAGAGCAUCGCCACCCUUGUCCACUCCCUUCAAAAAGCGGAGACCUCAAGGCACAAUAGUGUCCUGGAAAAGGAGUUCAAGGCCCUGCAGAAGUUUUCUGAGUUGUUCCAGCUCCUGCCAUGCCGAGAAGCAGAGAAACCCAGCAACAAACCCAAGAACCGCAAGCCAGGAAUCCUGCCAGCGGAUUCCUGCCGGCCCAUCCUGAUGUCCUCUCUGAAUGCAGACGCCUCGCCAGGUUACAUCAAUGCCGUGUUUGCCAGCACGUACACCGAGGAGGACAGACUCAUCAUAACCCAGCUGCCUUUCCCCACCACACUGGUGGAUUUCUGGGCUCUGGUCUGGGAUUACACCUGCACAUCAGUGGUUGUACUGAACCAACUCCAGGAGCUGGACAAGACAUAUGUGGACUUCUGGCCCACCCAGGGCGAAGAUGAUUAUGGCCGUUUCCAUGUCCAGCUGAUCUCAGAGGAGCCUGGAGCUGGAUUCAUGGCCUGGACACUUGCCCUCACCAACAGACAGCAGCCCAAGAAGUCUGCACUGGAAGUCCAGUUAUGGCAGCUGAAGGACUGGCCCAUGCAGCAGCGUCUUCCCCCACACCCUGCCACCAUCAUCAGCUUGCUGGGGAAAGUAGAGACACACCAUCGGCAGAGCCAAGAUAAACAUAUCCUUGUCAGCUGCUGGGAUGGAGCCAGCCGGAGCGGGAUCUUCUGUGCUGCUAGUUUCCUGUGUGAGCAGAUCCAAAGCGAGGGGAUGGUGGAUGUAUCCCAGGCUGUGAGGACACUGAAGAGGCGGCGGAGACAGCUCAUCAAAGAUGUGGAGCAGUAUGGGCUCUGCUACGAACUAGCUCUCAGUUAUUUGAAUUCAUUUGAAACCUAUGGAAAUUUCAAGUAG